UCGUCGACCAGGCCCGGCGGAAUCCGCGUUCACGAUUUAUCGAUUUGGUAGAUCGCACGCCGGCAGACGUGGUGGCGGCGAUCGUAAUCGCCAUUCGAACGGCGAUCGGUAGCGUGUCGGGUUUAAAAUUUCAAAAAUGUCCAACAUACGAUUCAAGCGGGACGGCCGUGACUAUCUAAAGCCAGCGAUACAUCCUAUUGAACCGGGCGGCGAACUGUCCGCGUUUCGUGUCUUAACGAGCCGAUUUAGAUCGCUUGUCUUGCGAUCUAAACUGGACGGCUCGCUUGAUCAUCAUGCGCGUAGACUGUUUACCAAACACAUGUGUUUGGUUAUGUUACUUCUUACGCCAUACGAAUAGUUUAUGAAUCUGCAGAAGCAUUACUAUCCAUAAAAAAUGGUGGAUAUCCAGCGGUUGAUGAAAUUAAAAUGGAAAUAAUCAAUGACGAUACAAUGGAUAUGGAUGAACAGCAUAUUUCAAAUCAUUCAAUGGAUCAACAAAUGGAUACUGAAGAAUCUGAACCAAUACCAGAACUUGGACCAGCAGCUCUUGGUUUACAAAGAGUAGGUACACAACCACCUGCCAAACCAAAUCCCCCGACACAACCAGUGCAAGUGUUAAACCGUAGAGGAAUGCCUGCAAGAAUUAGGAAAAAAAACAAGUUAUUCUAUGAUGAUGCUUUAAUAAAUCAUCCACAUCAUAGGAUCAAGAAGGAUCCAUUAAAUGCAGAGACAAAACAGUCUCCUAAAAAGAUGUUACGUCCAUCACCAUUGAAAAGACACACCAAGACAUUGAAUGAACCGAAAAAAAGUACAAGUAUUUCACAACCAUCAACUCCCACAACUACCCCUAUCAAACAGGAAAAAGGACCUGAUAAAUUGCCACAACCUACAUCACCAGAUCGAAAAAUAGGACAGAAAAUUGGUAUGAGACUGAGGAAUUUAUUAAAGCUUCCAAAGGCGCAUAAAUGGGUCUGUUACGAGUGGUUUUACAGCAAUAUUGAUAAGAUAUUAUUCGAAGGCGAUAACGACUUCAUGAUAUGCUUGAAAGAAUCAUUUCCACAAUUGAAAACUCGCAAACUUACACGUGUGGAAUGGUGUAAGAUUAGAAGAAUGAUGGGCAAACCACGAAGAUGUUCACAAUCAUUCUUCGAAGAGGAGAGACGCGAACUGGAGAGAAAACGGCAAAAGAUACGGAUGCUGCAGCAAAGGAAAACGGCAGACAUAAAUAGCUUCAAGGAUUUGCCAUCUGAAAUACCAUUGCAAUUAGUAAUUGGUACAAAAGUGACGGCGAGAUUAAGGAAACCUCAAGAUGGUUUGUUCACUGGAAGUAUCGACGCUGUCGAUACUAGCAAUAAUACUUAUAGAAUCACGUUUGAAAGAGCUGGAUUAGGAACGCAUAGUGUUCCGGAUUACGAAGUUUUGUCGAAUGAACCACCAGAAACGAUCAGCGUUGCAUCGUUCGCUCAGAAAUUUAGACCGCGGCCUUUACAAUAUGUACCUUCGCCGCCAUACGCAAUGAAAUUAUCCCCGCGAUUAACUAAUGAUCCUUUGAUAUCCAAUGCAUCUGUGUCCAUACCGAAGAAACCGCAUAUUGGUGGCACAAUGAAUGGUUAUCCAUUGAAGUUACUCGAACUUAUGGUAAAGGUGAAUAAGAUACUUGCAAAUAAAAAGAUUAAAAUUAAAAAAUUAAAAGAAAUGAACGGGGAAGCUGAAAAAAGACGUUCUUUCGGAGAAUCGUUACUUCCUGAUUUUGAAAGAAGAUAUGCAGGAAUUGUCGUCGAAUUAGAAAGAAUGAAUGGAGCUCUACAAGAUUUUUUGAACGAUAUACAAGAAUUGUGUCAGGAAAUGGCGCCCGAGCCUAGCGUGGCGGCGAUGUUAGCCCCAUCGCAUCUUCGAGAAAAAUGUAAACAAGAAGCGGCAGAUAUGGUAGCUAGAAAUAAUAUGAUAAAUGAUAAAGCACCAGGAAAGAUGAAUCAAUUGGUGACGGAUUUGACUGCGCUGAUGUUACAAGUAAAGAGCUUAUCAGAUUCUGAUCGAAACGCAUAUGAGCUCAAAGUGUUGCAAGGUACUAUGGAGCAGAUAAGAUCAAAACUCAGUCCACAGAAUCAACAAGUGUUUCAAAAUUGUGUAGAAAUUCACAUGCAGCACAUUCAACUAGGCCUAGGACAGAUGGGUGCUUUAACACCAUUUAUGGCUCAAAGAACUUGAAAAAGUAACCAUUUAUACAUAUAUUACAUCGUAUAACAUUCUCAUGAAGCAUAAGAUAGUACAAUUGGUAACACAGUACACAGUACACAGACGAUCACAUAGCACCCUAAUUUUCUAUAAAGAAAAAUUUGAUUAUUUUUUCUUCUUGUAUAGGCCUUAUUAAUAAUAUAUUGUUAUGUAAAUUACAUGUUUACCCAAUAUAUAGGAUUUAAGUAAUUAUAUUAGUUUUGUAUAUACAGAAUGUAUCUAUUCUCUUCAAUUUCACAAUACACUCGUGAAAUACAUUACUUACAUUAGACAAAAACUUGUAUAUCAUUGAAUAUUAUUGAACAUGUUAAGCAUCUAAGAAUGUUCAUGUUUCAGAUUUUUACAUACUGUAUGUAUAAUUCUAUUCUAAUAUAGAUAUAAACAUAAGCAGCAAGGGAUUAUUAAAUUGGAUGCAUCAUGUGUACAUAUAUUCAAGUAGUAAAAAUUAAAUUCCGUAAAAUCUGAAAAGUUUCCUAAGCUUUUAUAUAGUGAUAUAGAUUUAUGUAGAUAACACAUAAAAAAUCGUUAUAUGUAAGAGAUUUUGGGAAUACAGAUGCAAUUUAAAGGCUUCAAUUAAUUAUAAGAGAUUUAGUAUAUCAUACAAAUAUUAGAUGUUUUUUAAUCAAUUUUUAUCGAAAAAAAUUGCUCGUGAUGAUAUUAUUAUUUUUCUCGCAUGUAUUAUGAAAAGAAUAGUAUUUUUGUUUAAUAUAUUCCUUGUAUAUUUAUAUAUAAUAGUCGUGUAUAAUCCAAAGAAAACAUAUACUUUUGAAAGAGAUAAAAUUUUGGGAUAGAAAUAAUUUCAAGUACAUAUAAUGAAUAAAUGUAUAAAUAAUGACAAAAUAUAAAAUAUUGAUAAUUUACAACUUUAUGUAUUAUAAAAUCAAUAUCUUCUUUUCCCAUAAUCAAACCAACAUCCAUUAAUUUUUUAUUAUGCACAAUCUCUACUUGGUAACCUAAUUAUAACAAAUUUUGUUUCAUUAUUAUAUUAUUACACAAUAUAUCAGUAUUUGAAAUAAUGGCA
Molecule: messenger RNA, 3256 nt
Organism: Cataglyphis hispanica
Lineage: Eukaryota; Metazoa; Arthropoda; Insecta; Hymenoptera; Formicidae
Gene: mip130
Product: protein lin-9 homolog
Exons: 7
Coding region: 427-2208 (593 amino acids)
Biological process (GO): regulation of cell cycle; DNA-templated transcription; regulation of transcription by RNA polymerase II
Cellular component (GO): nucleoplasm; transcription repressor complex
Molecular function (GO): DNA binding
Source: RefSeq, a predicted model, not a curated record